Molecule: messenger RNA, 633 nt
Organism: Vicia villosa (hairy vetch)
Lineage: Eukaryota; Viridiplantae; Streptophyta; Magnoliopsida; Fabales; Fabaceae
Exons: 2
Coding region: 113-487 (124 amino acids)
Source: RefSeq, a predicted model, not a curated record
AAAUUUCACACUUGACACUCUUUAUUUUAUCUCUCUCUUCUUUCGUAAUCUUUCUCUCUCUCUACACUCUGGCAGUUUCACUCUCAGCCUCUCUGUCUUUGCAUUCAACACUAUGCACAGACAAUCCUUAGGUUCACCAUCUUCCAAACUCCAUCUCCAUGGAGUCAUCACCGCCGCAGAAACUCUCAUCACCGACGAACCACCGAAGCCUCACCGUCUCUCUUCACCGCCUCCCACACCGCACAAAUUCAUCCACCUCAUUCCGAUCCUCACUCUCUUCUGCUUCUUCAUCCUCUACUUCUUCUCCCACACUCCUUCACCUUCAGACCUAGAUCACCAUUUCACCGGAUUCAAACAUCAUCAUUCAGAAUUGAAUAGUGAUAUUGCAGUACAUUACGCUGAUGCGAAAAGAAGCGAUGGAUUGGCGAUUAGAAGUUUGCAACAGAUUCCUAAAUCUCAACUUCACAGAAAACUCGCCGAGUUUUAGCAAUCUUCAAACAAACUCUUCACACGUGUGAUUCUUCCAUCCUUACACUUCAUUCUACUGUGUAUUUAUCUGGAAUUGUUUUAGAUUGUGAUUCAGUCGGCAAAAUAAUGAAUAAAAAAAAUCAUCAUCUCAUAUCUUCCAUUUAA